AUGUACACAGGAAUAUGUUUAAACCGAUACCCUGCAGUCUUUCCCCCCCUCUCGCUGACAGGCCUGAUCCAAGUAACCGGAGCCCCGAGCUGUCCGAAACCGGGGAGUGGGCCGCAGAUGGCCUCUGGGUGCCCCACUAGCGGUCAGCUCCGCCCCCGGGUCACGGGUUGGACUCCUACCAGCCCCACGUACGGUCAGCCCUGCCCCCAGCUCACGGUUUGGACCACCACCAAGACGCUCUACCCGUCAGACAGCCGGCCAGCAUCCUAA
Molecule: messenger RNA, 270 nt
Organism: Knipowitschia caucasica
Lineage: Eukaryota; Metazoa; Chordata; Actinopteri; Gobiiformes; Gobiidae
Source: the annotation of a GenBank genome assembly